Messenger RNA from Hyla sarda, 8825 nucleotides. RefSeq names its product zinc finger protein 391-like. Gene Ontology annotation, biological process: regulation of transcription by RNA polymerase II. Gene Ontology annotation, cellular component: PcG protein complex; transcription regulator complex. The transcript is spliced from 8 exons. Bases 6789 to 8246 code for a protein of 485 amino acids. The record is from RefSeq and is a predicted model, not a curated record. Gene Ontology annotation, molecular function: RNA polymerase II cis-regulatory region sequence-specific DNA binding; DNA-binding transcription factor activity, RNA polymerase II-specific. NCBI's taxonomy places the organism in Eukaryota, Metazoa, Chordata, Amphibia, Anura, Hylidae.
UCCUCAGUGUGUCACCCCUGUAGUAAGGUGAUUACGUGAGGGGGAGGUUUGUUACAGUGUGUCACCCUAAUAGUAAGGUGAUCACAUGAGGAGGAGGAUUGUUAUACUGUGUCACCCCAGUAGUAAGGUGAUUACAUAAGGAGGUUUGUUACAGUGUCACCCCAGUAGUAAGGUGAUUACAUGGGGAGGAGGUUUGUUACAGUGUGUCACCCCAGUAGUAAGGUGAUUACAUAAGGAGGUUUUUUACAGUGUGUCACCCCAGUAGUAAGGUGAUUACAUGAGGAGGUUUGUUACAGUGUGUCAUCCCCAGUAGUAAGGAGAUUAGAUGAGGAGGAGGUUUGUUACAGUGUGUCAUCCCCAGUAGUAAGGUGAUUACAUGAGGAGGUUUGUUACAGUGUGUCAUCCCCAUUAGUAAGGAGGUUUGUUACAGUGUGUCACCCCAAUAGUAAGGAGAUUACAUGAGGAGGUUUGUUACAGUGUGUCACCCCAGUAUUGAGGAGAUUAUAUGAGGAGGAGGUUUGUUACAGUGUGUCACCCCAGUAGUAAGGAGAUUACAUGAGGGGGAGGUUUGUUACAGUGUGUCACCCCAGUAGUAAGGAGAUUACAUGAGGAGGAGGUUUGUUACAGUGUGUCACCCCAGUAGUAAGGUGAUUACAUGAGGACGAGGUUUGUUACAGUGUGUCACCCCAGUAGUAAGGAGUUUACAUGAGGAGGGUUUAUUUUUUACAGUGUGUGACCCCAGUAUUAAGGAGAUUACAUGAGGAGGAUUGUUACAGUGUGUCACCCCAGUAGUAAGGAGAUUACAUGAGGAGGGGGUUUGUUACAGUGUGUCAGCCCAGUAGUAAGGAGAUUACAUGAGGAGGAGGUUUGUUACAGUGUGUCAUCCCAGUAGUAAGGUGAUUACAUGAGGAGGAGGUUUGUUCCAAUGUGUCACCCCUGUAGUAAGGAGAUUAUAUGAGGAGGAGGUUUGUUACAGUGUGUUACCCCAGUAAGGAGAUUACAUGAGGAGGAGGUUUGUUACAGUGUGUCACCUUAGUAGUAAGGUGAUUACAUGAGGAGGAGGUUUGUUACAGUGUGUCACCCCAGUAUUAAGGAGAUUACAUGAGGAGGAGGUUUGUUACAGUGUGCCACCCCAGUAUUAAGGAGAUUACAUGAGGAGGAUUGUUACAGUGUGUCACCCCAGUAGUAAGGAGAUUACAUGAGGAGGGGGUUUGUUACAGUGUGUCAGCCCAGUAGUAAGGUGAUUACAUGAGGAGGAGGUUUGUUACAAUGUGUCACCCCAGUAGUAAGGAGAUUACAUGAGGAGGUUUGUUACAGUGUGUCACCCCAGUAGUAAGAUUACAUGAGGAGGAGGUUUGUUACAGUGUGUCAUCCCCAGUAGUAAGGUGAUUACAUGAGGAGGUUUGUUACAGUGUGUCAUCCCCAUUAGUAAGGAGGUUUGUUACAGUGUGUCACCCCAAUAGUAAGGAGAUUACAUGAGGAGGAGGUUUGUUACAGUGUGUCACCCCAGUAUUAAGGAGAUUACAUGAGGAGGAGGUUUGUUACAGUGUGUCACCCCAGUAGUAAGGAGAUUACAUGAGGAGGGUUUAUUUUUUACAGUGUGUGACCCCAGUAUUAAGGAGAUUACAUGAGGAGGAUUGUUACAGUGUGUCACCCCAGUAGUAAGGAGAUUACAUGAGGAGGGGGUUUGUUACAGUGUGUCAGCCCAGUAGUAAGGAGAUUACAUGAGGAGGAGGUUUGUUACAGUGUGUCAUCCCAGUAGUAAGGAGAUUACAUGAGGAGGGUUUAUUUUUUACAGUGUGUGACCCCAGUAUUAAGGAGAUUACAUGAGGAGGAUUGUUACAGUGUGUCACCCCAGUAGUAAGGAGAUUACAUGAGGAGGGGGUUUGUUACAGUGUGUCAGCCCAGUAGUAAGGUGAUUACAUGAGGAGGUUUGUUACAGUGUGUCAUCCCCAUUAGUAAGGAGGUUUGUUACAGUGUGUCACCCCAAUAGUAAGGAGAUUACAUGAGGAGGUUUGUUACAGUGUGUCACCCCAGUAUUGAGGAGAUUAUAUGAGGAGGAGGUUUGUUACAGUGUGUCACCCCAGUAGUAAGGAGAUUACAUGAGGGGGAGGUUUGUUACAGUGUGUCACCCCAGUAGUAAGGAGAUUACAUGAGGAGGAGGUUUGUUACAGUGUGUCAACCCAGUAGUAAGGUGAUUACAUGAGGACGAGGUUUGUUACAGUGUGUCACAACAGUAGUAAGGUGAUUACAUGAGGAGGAUGUUUGUUACAGUGUGUCAUCCACAUUAGUAAGGAGAUUAAAUGAGGAGGAGGUUUGUUACAGUGUGUCACCCCAAUAGUAAGGAGAUUACAUGAGGAGGAGGUUUGUUACAGUGUGUCACCCCAGUAUUAAGGAGAUUACAUGAGGAGGAGGUUUGUUACAGUGUGUCACCCCAGUAGUAAGGAGAUUACAUGAGGAGGGUUUAUUUUUUACAGUGUGUGACCCCAGUAUUAAUGAGAUUACAUGAGGAGGAUUGUUACAGUGUGUCACCCCAGUAGUAAGGAGAUUACAUGAGGAGGGGGUUUGUUACAGUGUGUCAGCCCAGUAGUAAGGAGAUUACAUGAGGAGGAGGUUUGUUACAGUGUGUCAUCCCAGUAGUAAGGUGAUUACAUGAGGAGGAGGUUUGUUCCAAUGUGUCACCCCUGUAGUAAGGAGAUUACAUGAGGAGGAGGUUUGUUACAGUGUGUUACCCCAGUAAGGAGAUUACAUGAGGAGGAGGUUUGCUACAGUGUGUCACCCCAGUAGUAAGGAGAUUAUAUGAGGAGGUUUGUUACAGUGUGUCACCUUAGUAGUAAGGUGAUUACAUGAGGAGGAGGUUUGUUACAGUGUGUCACCCCAGUAUUAAGGAGAUUACAUGAGGAGGAGGUUUGUUACAGUGUGCCACCCCAGUAUUAAGGAGAUUACAUGAGGAGGAUUGUUACAGUGUGUCACCCCAGUAGUAAGGAGAUUACAUGAGGAGGGGGUUUGUUACAGUGUGUCACCCCAGUAGUAAGAUUACAUGAGGAGGAGGUUUGUUACAGUGUGCCACCCCAGUAGUAAGGAGAUUACAUGAGGAAGAGGUUUGUUACAGUGUGUCAGCCCAGUAGUAAGGUGAUUACAUGAGGAGGAGGUUUGUUACAAUGUGUCACCCCAGUAGUAAGGAGAUUACAUGAGGAGGUUUGUUACAGUGUGUCACCCCAGUAGUAAGAUUACAUGAGGAGGAGGUUUGUUACAGUGUGUCAUCCCCAGUAGUAAGGUGAUUACAUGAGGAGGUUUGUUACAGUGUGUCAUCCCCAUUAGUAAGGAGGUUUGUUACAGUGUGUCACCCCAGUAUUAAGGAGAUUACAUGAGGAGGAGGUUUGUUACAGUGUGUCACCCCAGUAGUAAGGAGAUUACAUGAGGAGGGUUUAUUUUUUACAGUGUGUGACCCCAGUAUUAAGGAGAUUACAUGAGGAGGAUUGUUACAGUGUGUCACCCCAGUAGUAAGGAGAUUACAUGAGGAGGGGGUUUGUUACAGUGUGUCAGCCCAGUAGUAAGGAGAUUACAUGAGGAGGAGGUUUGUUACAGUGUGUCAUCCCAGUAGUAAGGUGAUUACAUGAGGAGGUUUGUUCCAAUGUGUCACCCCUGUAGUAAGGAGAUUACAUAAGGAGGAGGUUUGUUACAGUGUGUUACCCCAGUAAGGAGAUUACAUGAGGAGGAGGUUUGCUACAGUGUGUCACCCCAGUAGUAAGGAGAUUAUAUGAGGAGGUUUGUUACAGUGUGUCACCUCAGUAGUAAGGUGAUUACAUGAGGAGGAGGUUUGUUACAGUGUGUCACCCCAGUAUUAAGGAGAUUACAUGAGGAGGAGGUUUGUUACAGUGUGCCACCCCAGUAUUAAGGAGAUUACAUGAGGAGGAUUGUUACAGUGUGUCACCCCAGUAGUAAGGAGAUUACAUGAGGAGGGGGUUUGUUACAGUGUGUCAGCCCAGUAGGAAGGUGAUUACAUGAGGAGGAGGUUUGUUACAAUGUGUCACCCCAGUAGUAAGGAGAUUACAUGAGGAGGUUUGUUACAGUGUGUCACCCCAGUAGUAAGAUUACAUGAGGAGGAGGUUUGUUACAGUGUGUCACCACAGUAGUAAGGAGAUUACAUCAGGAGGAGGUUUGUUACAGUGUGUCAUCCCAGUAGUAAAGUGAUUACAUGAGGAGGAGGUUUGUUACAGUGUGUCACCCCAGCAGUAAGGAGAUUACAUGAUAAAGAUUGUUACAGUGUGUCAUCCCAGUAGUGAGAUUACAUGAGGAGGAUUGUUACAGUGUGUCACCCCAGUAGUAAGGAAAUUACAUGAGGAGGAGGUUUGUUACAGUGUGUCACCCCAGUAGUAAGGAGAUUACAUGAGGAGGAGGUUUGUUACAGUGUUUCACCCCAGUAGUAAGGUGAUUACAUAAGGAGGUUCACCCCAGUAGUAAGGUGAUUACAUAAGGAGGUUUGUUACAGUGUGUCACCCCAGUAGUAAGGAGAUUACAUGAUAAGGAUUGUUACAGUGUGUCACCCCAGCAGUAAGGAAAUUACAUGAGGAGGAGGUUUGUUACAGUGUGUCACCCAGUAGUAAGGAGAUUACAUGAGGAGGAGGUUUGUUACAGUGUUUCACCCCAGUGGUAAGGUGAUUACAUAAGGAGGUUUGUUACAGUGUGUCACCCCAGUAGUAAGGAGAUUACAUGAUGAGGAUUGUUACAGUGUGUCACCCCAGUAGUAAGGAAAUUACAUGAGGAGGAGGUUUGUUACAGUGUGUCACCCCAGUAGUAAUCAGAUUACAUGAGGAGGAGGUUUGUUACAGUGUGUCACCCAGUAGUAAGGAGAUUACAUGAGUAGGAGGCUUGUUACAGUGUUUCACCCUAGUAGUAAGGUGAUUACAUAAGGAGGAUUGUUACAGUGUGUCACCCCAGUAGUAAGGAGAUUACAUGAGGAGGAGGAUUGUUAUAGUGUGUCACCCCAGUAGUAAGGAGAUUACAUGAGGAGGUUUGUUACAGUGUGUCACCCCAGUAGUAAGGAGAUUACAUGAUAAGGAUUGUUACAGUGUGUCACCCCAGUAGUAAGGAAAUUACAUGGGGAGGAGGUUUGUUACAGUGUGUCACCCAGUAGUAAGGAGAUUACAUAAGGAGGAGGUUUGUUACAGUGUUUCACCCCAGUGGUAAGGUGAUUACAUAAGGAGGUUUGUUACAGUGUGUCACCCCAGUAGUAAGGAGAUUACAUGAUGAGGAUUGUUACAGUGUGUCACCCCAGUAGUAAGGAAAUUACAUGAGGAGGAGGUUUGUUACAGUGUGUCACCCCAGUAGUAAGGAGAUUACAUGAGGAGGAGGUUUGUUACAGUGUGUCACCCAGUAGUAAGGAGAUUACAUGAGUAGGAGGCUUGUUACAGUGUUUCACCCUAGUAGUAAGGUGAUUACAUAAGGAGGAUUGUUAGUGUGUCACCCCAGUAGUAAGGAGAUUACAUGAGGAGGAGGAUUGUUAUAGUGUGUCACCCCAGUAGUAAGGAGAUUACAUGAGGAGGUUUGUUACAGUGUGUCACCCCAGUAGUAAGGAGAUUACAUGAGGAGGAGGUUUGUUACAGUGUUUCACCCCAGUAGUAAGGUGAUUACAUAAGGAGGAGGUUUGUUACAGUGUGUCACCCCAGUAGUAAGGUGAUUACAUAAGGAGGUUCACCCCAGUAGUAAGGUGAUUACAUAAGGAGGUUCACCCCAGUAGUAAGGUGAUUACGUAAGGAGGUUUGUUACAGUGUGUCACCCCAGUAGUAAGGAGAUUACAUGAUAAGGAUUGUUAGUGUGUCACCCCAGUAGUAAGGAAAUUACAUGAGGAGGUUUGUUACAGUGUUUCACCCCAGUAGUAAGGUGAUUACAUAAAGAGGUUUGUUACAGUGUGUCAUCCCAGUAGUAAGGAGAUUACAUGAAGAGGAGGUUUGUUACAGUGUUUCACCCCAGUAGUAAGGUGAUUACAUAAGGAGGUUUGUUACAGUGUGUCACCCCAGUAGUAAGGAGAUUACAUGAGGAGGAGGUUUGUUACAGUGUGUCACCCCAGUAGUAAGGAAAUUACAUGAGGAGGAGGAUUGUUACAGUGUGUCUCCCCAGUAGUAAGGAGAUUACAUGAGGAGGAGGUUUGUUACAGUGUGUCCCUCCAGUAGUAAGGUGAUUACAUAAGGAGGUUUGUUACAGUGUGUCACCCCAGUAGUAAGGAGAUUACAUGAGGAGGAGGUUUGUUACAGUGUGUCACCCCAGUAGUAAGGAAAUUACAUGAGGAGGAGGUUUGUUACAGUGUGUCACCCCAGUAGUAAGGAGAUUACAUGAGGAGGAGGUUUGUUACAGUGUGUCACCCCAGUAGUAAGGUGAUUACAUAAGGAGGUUUGUUACAGUGUGUCACCCCAGUAGUAAGGAGAUUACACGAGGAGGAGGUUUGUUACAGUGUGUCACCCCAGUAGUAAGGUGAUUACAUAAGGAGGUUUGUUACAGUGUGUCACCCCAGUAGUAAGGAGAUUGAUUAUAUGAGGAGGACACACAACAGAAGUUGCUGCUCGACCAGGACCUGCUCCGUGUAUACUACAUCAUGGAGGUGCAGGACCUGUGAUGAUGUCAUAAUCAUGUGACCAGUAGAUGUUGGGGCGGAGCUCAGCAGGAUAGAAGAUAUUUUGUCCAAAUGACCUGUGAGGAUUGUCAUGUGACAUGAGUGGGCGGAGCUCAGCCAUAAGAGAAGGUGAGGUCUCCAGAACUGACCCCAGUAGGACGUCGCUGUCUAUUUCUCCAUGGAGGAGUGGGAUCAUGAAGAAGGACACAAGGAUCUUUUCCUGGACGUAGUCAUGAUGGAGGAUCACCGGCCCCUCACAUCACAAGAUGAAGUCAUUGAUAGAAAUCCACCCGAGAGGUGUCCCCGUCCUCUGUGUUCCCAGGACUGUCCAGAGGGAAAUGUCCCAGAGAACCAUCAGGGUGAAAAUCUUAUUAUAAAGGUUGAGGUUAAAGAAGAAGAAGAGGAGGAGACUGAUUUCUGGGCCCAUCAGCAGUAUGGAGUCAUGGAUAGAAAUCCACCAGAGAGGUGGCCCUGUCCUCUGUAUUCCCAGGACUGUCCAGAGGCAAAUGUCCCAAAGAACCAUCAGGGGGGAGAUUUGACUUAUAAUAAAGUGGAGGAGGAAGCAGAAGAAGAGAGAACGUGGGGCCAUCACCUGUGUAUGAGGGAAGUGAAGGAGGAAACUCCAGAUGUUACCCCAGAGAAUCUCAGUAGGAACCCUGAGGGAAAUUUCAUGUUAUCCCUUAAUUGUAAAUUAGAAGAUGAAGAUAUCAUGCUCCGUUCCUCAGGAGAAGACCUCCUUAUCCCUAAUGUCCAUCCAGAACUUCACAGUACAGAUCUAUCUCAUAAUAAUCCCCCUGAUCAUGAGGAACCUUCUCCUGACCAACCACACAUUGUUAACACAAGGAAAGAUCCAAUACAUGGUAAAGGUUUUCAUUGUGAUGAAUGUGGAGGACUUUUUAGAAAAAAAUCAGCUCUUGUCACACACAAAAAGAGUCACACAAAGAAGCUGUAUGUGUGUCCAGAAUGUGGGCAACACUUCAACAAGAAAGCAAAUCUUGUAAUACAUGUGAGAACUCACACAGGAGAGAAGCCAUAUUCAUGUUCAGAAUGUGGGAAAUGGUUCACAAGUAAAUCAGAUCUUGGUAAACAUGAGAGAAUUCACACAGGAGAGAAGCCAUAUUCGUGUUCAGAAUGUGGGAAAUGUUUCAUACAGAAAUCACAGCUUGCUAUACAUGAGAGAAGUCACACAGGAGAGAAGCCAUAUUCAUGUUCAGAAUGUGGGAAGUGUUUUUUGCGGAAAUCACAUCUUGUUAUACAUGAGAGAGUUCACACAGGAGAGAGGCCAUAUUCAUGUUCUGAAUGUGGGAAGAGUUUUACAAGUACAUCCGAUCUUGGUAGACAUGAGAAAGGACACUCCGGAGAGAAGCCAUAUUCAUGUCCAGAAUGUGGGAAAUGUUUUGCACGUAAAUCGUAUCUUGUUACACACGAGAAAAGUCACACAGGCGAGAAGCCAUAUUCAUGUUCAGAAUGUGGAAAAUGUUUUAUACAGAAAGCACAGCUUGUUAUACAUGAGAGAACUCACACAGGAGAGAGGCCGUAUUCAUGUUCAGAAUGUGGGAAAACUUUUGGAGAUACAUCACAUCUUCUUAAACAUGAGAAAAUUCACACAAGAGACUUGCUGAUAUCCGUUAUUUAACCCAUGAAUUGCUGUGAUCAUUACCGUUUAUGGCAUAUGAAAAACUUCAUAUUUAAACCUAAGCAGAAGCUAAAUCCAACAUAAACUCUUGGUCAGCACACCCUGGGGUCAUGUGACCUUCAUAGGUAAAUAACAGUAAUAUGUAAUGUAAUACUAUUAUGUGUCAUGUAGUAGGGACUUAGCUGUUCAGUAUUAUUGGAUGAUUUAUAUGUUUGGUGGAUUAUUAUGUAUUACCUCCUAUAAGUGAUUGUAUGUCAUGUGUCAUUUCAGUCCUGUGAGGAUUAGACUUCUGGAAUGUCACCAAUAAACCUUAGACCAGGGUCGCACAUAGAAUUGUGGUCGGUAUUUUUAAGCAAAACCAGGAAUGGGUUCAAAACACAGAAAAAUCUGCAAAUUUUUAAAUUCUAGUUUUUCUUGGUGUCGGUUUCUCUCCUGUUUUUGGCUAAGAAAUUCUGAGUACAAUCCUUUGAUGAACCCGGCCUUUAUAACUAAGAGGUGGUCACUGUGAGUCCUUGUCGAGAUGGAGACGUUACUUGUAGGUAACAAUAAAAAACACAUGUUGCCUGUUUUUUUUCUUAU